Molecule: messenger RNA, 12589 nt
Organism: Callithrix jacchus (white-tufted-ear marmoset)
Lineage: Eukaryota; Metazoa; Chordata; Mammalia; Primates; Cebidae
Gene: ARMH4
Product: armadillo like helical domain containing 4
Source: RefSeq, a predicted model, not a curated record
CCGAGAGGGCGGAGCCGGCCUCCCGGUCCUUCCCGCCCACCACGCUCCCAAGCGGCACCCAAGAGCUGCUGUGAAGAGGUGCCCGAGGACCUGGCUACGCUGGGGCAGCUGAGAGACGACGGAAGCUGAGAUUCACGCUCUCGGGGGGGUAAAAGAUGCUGAGCCCCUAUUCUGUGCUAGGACUAAAUUAUUGGACUUGUCAACUCUGCCAGUGCAUGUGCCAUUUCUCUUCCAUUAUGAGUGGACCAAUUGUAUUGCACAUUUGUCUGGCUUUCUGUAGCCUUCUACUUUUCAACAUUGCCACACAAUGUCUGGCCUUCCCCAAAAUAGAAAGGAGAGAGAUAACACACGUUCAUGCAGAAAAAGGGCAGUCUGAUAAGAUGAACACUGAUGACCUAGAAAACAGCUCCGUUACCUCAAAGCAGACUCCCCAACUGGAGGUCUCUGAAGAUCCAAUGAUGGUGUCAGCAGGACCAUCAGCAACAUCGUUAAGUAAAGCAUUCUCGCUUAACAAAGAAACCCAGCCUGGACGCGCUGCGCUCAUGCAGACUGACCGCCCUGGUGUUUCCACUGCUACUGAGUCAGCUGUCCCAGCAGGUGAAGAAGUAUUUGGUUCCAGCCAGCCAGAGGGAAUAUCUCCUGAAAGUGGACUUUCCAAGUCCAUGUUAACCAUUGCUAUCACUGCAAGUGCUUCUCUGACUAUUGGUGAAAAGCAGGAACUCCUUACAAGCACUAACUUUCAGCCCAUUGUAGAAGAGACUACAGAAGCCCCCAAAGGUUUUCUGAAGUAUAUGGAUAAUCAAUCAUUUACAACUGAAAGUCAGGAAGGAUUUGGUUUGGGACAUUCACCUUCAUCCUAUGGGAAUACUAAGGAAAUGGUUACCACCAAUCCGAGGACUGAGAAAUUUGAAGCAGACACAGACCACAGGACAACUUCUUUUCCUGAUGCUGAGUCCCCAGCAGGCACUGAGCCUGGAAACCUCCCACCUGAUAAGGAGAAGCCUUUGCAAAUGACAGGUGAUAACACCCAGGCUGCUGCCAGCAGGCAACUACUCACAACUUCAGAGUACACCCUGAGUGUUCAGCCAGAAACUGACAGUCUGCUGGGAGCCUCAGAAGUCACAGUGAGUGCCAGCACAGCUGUUCCAGCUACCUCUGCCUUAAGUGGCGAGUGGGAUGACACCAAAUUAGAGAGUGUAAGCCAGACAGGGACCCCCAAGCUUAGAGACAAUGCAGAGACUCAGGUGAGAAUGGAGACUCAGACAGCACAAGUAAGCCAUGAGGGUGUGGAAGGGGGCCAGUCUUGGACAGAGGCUCUGGAAGUCGUUCUGGGGCUGCCUGAAGGGGAAACACACACGGGCACAGCCCUGCUAAUACUGCAUGGGAAUGAGAGAUCACCUGCCUUCACUGAUCAGAGUUCCUUUACCCCCACGAGUGUGAUGGAAGACACGAAAGUUUCCGUUGUGAACUUGCUCCAAAGUACAGGAGACUUCACAGAAUCCACCAAGGAAAACGAUACCCUAUUUUUCUCAGAAACCACUGUUUCUGUCUCAGAAUAUGAGUUGGAGGCAGACCAACUGUUGGGAAAUACAAUGAAAGACAUCAUCACUCAAGAAAUGACAACAGCUGUUCAAGAGCCGGAUGCCACCUUAUCCGUGGUGACGCAAGAGGAGGUUGCUCCCCUCGAGCUUAUCAGAGACAGUGGCAAGACUGAGGAAGAAAAAGAGGACCUCUCUCCUGGGUCUGAUGUUUCUGGUGUUACUCAGCUAUCAAGAAGAUGGCAGCCUCUGGCCACUACAAUUUCAACUACAGUCGUUCCUUGGUUUUUUGAAGUUACUCCCACUGUGGAAGAACAAGUGGACACAGUCACAGGGACAAAUGAGGAGUUCACACCAGUUCUGGGAUCUCCAGUGACACCCCCUGGAAUAAUGGUGGGGGAACCCAGCAUUUUCUCUGCACUUCCUGCUUCUGAGACGUCCUCCGAGGGAAGAACUGUUGUUCCAUCUAUUACUCGAGUUAAUACAGCUGCCUCAUAUGGCCUGGACCAACUUGAAUCUGAAGAGGGAGAAGAAGAUGAGGAUGAAGAGGACGAAGAAGAUGAAGAUGAAGAAGAGGAAGAUGAGGAUGAAGAUGAGGAAGAUAAAGAUGCAGACUCGCUGGAUGAGGGCUUGGAUGGUGACACUGAGCUGCCAGGGUUUACUCUCCCUGCUGUCACCUCCCAGGAACCAGGUUUAGAGCAGGGAAACAUGGACCUCUUGGAGGGAGCCACCUACCAGGUGCCAGAUGCCAUUGAAUGGGAACAGCAGAAUCAAGGCUUGGUGAGAAGCUGGAUGGAAAAAUUAAAAGACAAGGCUGGUUACAUGUCUGGGAUGCUGGUGCCUGUAGGGGUUGGGAUAGCUGGAGCCUUGUUCAUCUUGGGAGCCCUCUACAGCAUUAAGGUUAUGAAUCGCCGAAGGAGAAAUGGCUUCAAAAGGCAUAAAAGAAAGCAGAGAGAAUUCAACAGCAUGCAAGAUCGAGUAAUGCUCUUAGCUGACAGCUCUGAAGAUGAAUUUUGAAUUGGACUGGGUUAAUUGGGGUAUUCAACAAAGCUACUAUUCUAGUUUUUAUUUGGAGCAGAAAGAAAAGAACAACUUGCCACAUUGCUGCUAUCAGGCCGUUAGUCCUAGUGUCUGCUGGGUGCUGGGUAGUAGAUUUUUCUUGUACUGAGCAGAAAUGGCAUGUUGUAUACUAAACAUAUCAUGCAGUAUUUGGUUUUAUUCUGUAGUGAAUUUUCCACAACUGUGGGCUACAACUCAUAAAUAUGCAGCAUAUAUGUUUUUUAGUAGGAGUUGCUAUAUUAGGCUGAGUAAAUAUUUUGUAUUUUUUCAUAGUGUCUUUUUUUGGGGUUUAAAUUACCUGCAUUGAGAAUAAUAAUUGGUUGCCACCAAGGCAUGCUUGACUUUGAGAUAUAAAUCUUAACAAAGAAUAACUUCUCAUGAUUAUACUCUACCUACUUGAAUCAAACUGCAUUUGUAUCAAACUGGCAGCAACUCAGAAUAAGUUUUCAUUAAGAAGAUAUCUCAGCAUAUUAGGAUUUUAUGUAGAUUUGUAUGUAUUUUGCGUUAUGUACUUCAGCCUCCUAGUUUUGUUUUUUCUCACCUUCUGUUUUAUUCUCAUUCUUGAUGAGGAAAAAAAUGCACCAGAAAUAAUACAUUAAAUUGACUCUUAGUCUUAAUGUAUGCUUAAAUUGUGUGAUUGAGUCCAACAGAGUCAUACCUGUUUAUGAUUAAGAGAUACUCUUUUUGUGUACUAUUUGACUUUGCCAAGAAGAAAGGAGGAAGAAAUCAAGGAUGAGAUGACAGUAGGUAAGUUUUCAGAGCAUUUCUGUCUGCCAUUUGGUCCGAUGCUGGUGUGGCUACUACUAUGAGUAAUUCAGAGUGUUGUAUUUCCACAUCUGUGGUCUUCACCAUGGAAAAGGUGGGCUACCAUUGGUCCUUAUUUGGCUUUAUUAGAAAAACAGACAUUCUAUGGUUUGUCUGCCCAGUGGCCAGAGUCCUGGUGCACAACAGAGCUCAUGGGAAACCAGCCUCUCUCAGGGCAUCCUGCUAUAAGGAUGUUGGACUAUGUUUGAUCAUUUCUCCUUUCCUUGAAUGUAAUUCCCUGACCUAUACAAAAUAGGAUAUUCCAAUGUGCUAUUUGAAUCUGGGAAUUGAGGACUUGUAGUUAGUUGAGUUUUGGGGUAAAGACUUGGCUCAUUGCCAUGGAAGAAUAAAGGUUGUUUAUUAAUAGUGCUGUCACUGCGGAGAACUUGUUGGUGUUUAUUGGAGCUUGUCUACUAUGUUUGAGAAAGCUUCACAGUUAUUCCUCAUAGCUACUACGUGAGGUAGGACAUGGGUUUCUAUUCUCCCAUUUGACUGAAGAUGGAACUGAAGCAGAGAAGUGAAACGAUUUUCCAAAGUUGUACCCAGAGAGAAUCAGCAUGAGAACCCACUUGGACCCAAAGCCAUGCAUCUUUAAGUUCAGCACCCUUUCCAUAGACUUUGGAGGAAGCAGUGACAUUUCAGAGUCCUUCUUUAAAACAAAGGUUCUAAGGAAAUAGGUGCUUGGUCAAGGAAUGUUUGAUGUGAAUUUCUAUCUUUGUUAAAUGGAUGACUCCUUUCUAAUCUCUUACUCACACAAGUUCUUUCCUUCCGUCUCAGUUAUUUCCUUUACAGUCAGAAAUUUAAAUAUCACCUCUAUGAAACUAAUAGAGAAUCCUUCCUAGAAUCCAUUUUUGAAUAAUGGCCAGCUCGCAAGAAUGUUUUCAUCAAAUAAUUUUAACUCCUUUUGCCAAGAGAUGUUAGCAAAUGUGUGAAAUUGAUCAAGAGAAGUGAAAAGCUCUGUACAGUCAAAAAGAAGUUAGAGCUUGGCAAAUUAGCUCAAGGUCAGAUUUUAAAAAUAGAAUUCAGAGCCAUGAUGCUCAGAAGUGAUUUGUAAUUUCGCGAGUAGAGACAUCCUGAUAUUGCAUAAGGGAUGUUUUCCUUUUCCAAGAGCAGCCCUUUGCUAUAAGUGUUUCUAAGGUUUGGAGUAAGUGAGCAUGGUGUGGCAUUACUGUCUUUGUAUUCUUGACAAAUAGUUUGUUGAGAAUACACAAUAGGCCACUUAACAGAGUAGCACAUGAGUGACACUAACAUCAUUAUUGACUUGGACUACUCUAUCUAUAGUCUUAAUUGAACCAUGGCUAAUAGGUUGAAUCUUCAAACUGCAGUAUAAUACAUUCCCAAAUAGCAGACACAUAUUUUCAUUUCUCAGAGAUCUGUAAGGAUGACAUGUAUGUGAAUUUUGGCUUAACACAGUGUCUCUCUCAUCCUUUUUGGGACACAUGAUUUCUUAAAGGAAAAGAACCUACUUAGGUAAGAGUGCAUUUCUGUACAAACCCAUUUAAACAUCUGGAUGGAGUGGAAGGUCAGUGGAUGGUACAAAUGACAUGUUUAUUGUGGUCAUUUUCCUUGGUGCUGGUGGUUGUGGAAUAAUGAUUUUCAGUGGUUGGCUUGGAUUAUUAAGAGGAUCAGAAAAGGUUGUCAUAUUUUAAACAAAACCUGGGAUUAGAGGUGCUGCUGCCAGAGGGAAGUGCUGGCCAGUGGUUAUAUGGCAGUCCAGAUGAAAAGCAGUAAAUCAGGCACUUGUGAGUUUACCCAAAAUAAGUGAUAAGUAUGCUUAUAUUUGCACAUUAAAAUAAAAGUAAAGUUUUUAUUCUAACAACUAGGCUUAAAACAUUUAACAGAGAAACAAAGCUGUCUGGAAAGGAGAGCUGAUUCCUGCAGCUUCCGCUGUGAACACCAUCCCAACUGGAUUGAGUUUGCCCAGCCAGAACUGCUGCAUCCCACUGCAGCGGCAGUGACCAGGUCUCAUUCUCGGAGGGAGAGGCAAUGUUUUCAAAACUUGCAGACUCAUAAGAAUCACCUGGGACACUUGCGAAACAUACAGAUUUCAAGGCUUUGCCCCAGACCUGAUGAGUUAGACUCUCCAGGGAAGGAGCUUGGGCUAUUCAUGCCCCAGCAAGCUUGAGAACACAGCUAGGAAGGAUCUGCUUAGAGAACCCCUUCCUUAUUAUAGAGACAAGGUCAUUUAAAAAUCACAAUGAGAUACUACCUCACAACUACUGGGAUGGCUAAUAUCCAAUAAAACAAGAUAUAACAAUUGUUUCUGAGGAUGUGGAGACAUUAGAACCCUUAUAUACUCUUGGUGGGAAUGUAAAAUGGAUAGCCACUAUGGCAAACAGUAUGAAGAUUCCUAAAAAAUUUAAAAUAGAACUACCAUAUAAUCCAACUAUCCCACUUCUGGGCAUAUAUCCAAAAGAACGGAAAUCAGGAUCUCAAAAAUAUCUGUACUCCUGUGUUCAUUGCAGUAUUAUUGGCACUAGCCUAAAUAUCUAUCAGUAGAUGAAUGGAGAAGAAAAAUGUGGCAUAUACAUACAGUGGAAUAUUAUUCAGCUGCAGGAAAUAAGGAAAUCCUGUCAUUGUGACAGUAUGGACGCACAUGGAGAACGUUGUGCUAAGUGAAAUAAACCAGUGACAAAAGGACAAAUGUUGCAGAUUGCACUUCUAUGAGGUAUCCAAAAUAGUCACACUCAUAGGGGUGGAGGCGAAAUGGUGAUUGCCAGGAGCUGGGCAAAGUUAAAGAUGGGGAGAUGUUGAUUAAUUAUGUCUCAGUUACAUAAGAUGAAUACGUUCUAGAGCUCUGCUGUAUAACCUACGUGCCUAUAGUUAACAAUGUUGUACUGUACAGUUAAAAAUUUAAGAGCGUAAAUCUCACAUGAAAUGUUCUUAACACACACACACACACACACACACACAAGACAAGGACAGCAGUCCUCCGUGGGAAGAGAUGCUUUUUUACCUGGUCAUGCUAGCCAAUAAAUCACAUCUGCCAUGGAGAAAGGGGAAAGGAAAACAAAAGGAGAGAGAAAAGGAUGGAAGCUACUAGAAAAAGAAUAGUGGGCUGAGAUGUAGAGAAAAGGGUUUCUCCCAUACCCCUGAUGUCUUUUUCCCUAAUUAGAAAGACAGUAGUUUUCUUUCCAACCUCUUUAGUUUUUUCUUUUCCAUAAGCUGUUUCUUUCAGUAGCUGCUAGCUUAAUUUAUAUGCAAUAUUUGGAGUUAAUUAGUAUCCCAGGGUAACAGAUUUCCUUAGCAAUGCCUUAGCCUUGGCUUCAGCUGAUAAACUGCCUCAAAUACAGUUUUCAAGAAACAUUUUCUUAAAGUACCUGUAUCUCUUAAUGUAGGUCAAAACUGUGUGAAGAAAUUUUAGAGCCAAGUUUUAGAGUAUAUUUAAUUUUUGAAGAAUCAAUUAAAAAUGGUCUUUCAUUUUACGAUUUUUUCCCCAAAGGCUCUUAAGAGCCAAAACAUAUAUAGAUAUCAGAAAAUUAUAUAGCAUGCAUGGAGUAUUCUGAAUACCUCAUGGUUCCAUCUGUGUCUGCCUCCAGGUGUCUUCUUCCUGCAGGAGCCAGAAUGAAACACCUUAUUUCCAAUCACAGCCUCAACUUGGGGGAGAAGAAUCAAAUCCUCUGCAGGCAUUGUGAUUUCUGUGGAUAUGCAUAAUCCAUGUUCCUACCAGCUGCCAAAGAACAGCUUUUGGAAACAAGAUGUGCUAUUUGGCGCAAGGUUAUAGCUACGUGAUAUUUUGGCAAGACAGACUUUGCUAUGACCCCAGAGGAAUCUGAAGAGGCUGGAACACAACUGAAAACAAAUCUCUUCCCUUUAGGGUAUGUGAAGAUAUGGUUACAAGGGAAGAAGUAUGGUAGAAGAAGAUGGAGGAAAAUCAUAAGACAAGGUAGAUAUAAAAAUGGCACAAAACAUUAGGAGGUGCUGGAGGAUACCAAAGUUCUGAAUGGACCAAUGAUUGAAAAAAGGUUAGAGAAAGGCAAGGAGAAGAAUACAGAUGAGGAAGAUCAUUAACAGGAGAAGGGAUCAAAAAACUUCACAAAUCCAUGUUGCCUCCAUCUUCUCCAUCAAAUAAAAUUAUUCCAUGCUAGUUAGAAUAAACAUUGCUGGGGUGGAGGAACUGAAGUCCAAGAUGGAUGAGGAGGUAAAAGGUGCUUGAUUACUUUAAAUGAGCUUAAGCUAAGUUAGACAUCUUCUUUAAUUACACAGCCUUCAAAUUACUGAAUAUAUACUUCAGGAAUAGGAAAUAAUUUGAAAACAGAAUAGUGGUACUGACUUAAUAAAAGUCCCAUAUGUGCACAUUUAGCACUACUAGACUGAUAAGCUGAAGAUGGACUGAAGAGAGAUGUUGCUCUGAUAAUUAUAGACUGGCAGUCAACGUAGCUGGAAACAAAAUCCUGUUGCUUAAUUUCUGUAUGCAGGAAAAAACCCAGCAUUUAUUUUGUAAGCUACUAUAAUAUAAAUGCAUUGGGAGUGUCCUAUUUGGAGCAAUAGGUAUAUCAGACUCCCUAUUAAUUAACCCAAAUUUUUAUCACGUGCAUAUAGGUUAAAGAGAGAGAGGAAGGAAGGAAAGAAGGAAAGAAGGGAGGUAGGAAGGAAGGAAUUCCCUUGGUAAGUAGCAGCGAAAGCACAAAGAAAUCAUUUGCUCCCAUGUUCUAGUGUGUAUAAAAGCACAAAAAAUAUUGAUGUAAAAAACUGAGUCCAUCUAGUAAAGCAAAGAUUGUACUUUCUCUUCUCAAAAAGAUCAGGAGAAGUAAUGUAAGUGAUAACCAUCAAUAAUUCUUAAUAUAGAGUAUAAAUUCUUAAGACAGAUGUUGCUGAGAGGUGUAACCUUUUGUGGGUUUAAGGAUGGAGGAACUGAGGAGUAGAAACAGAAGAACCCUCUGUGGUGGGAAAAUCCUGUUAUCUUAAUUCUCAAAACUUAUAGGUCUAGGAACAGAGUGCAAGCGAAAUGGCAGGCAAAAUGCACACCCACUUGGAUUAUUUUAUUACCUUUAAGGGGGUAGAUCAUCUGCUCUAGUCUCAAAAGAAGAAAGCUGGUAUCAGUUCAGGAAACAGGUUUUUAUUAACCAGUGUCAUGUCCAUCUCAAUAUUCUCUUCCUAAUUAGCAGUGAAAUGAAGGGACCAAAAGCAUUUGAAACAUUUCUCCAAUUUUAUGUCUCGUGACAUGGCCACAGCAUUUGUGUAGCUCAGACUUCUUCAUGACCUGCUAGGUAUUUUAGGGAAGUGAGGGUUGGGGUUGAGGGUAGUAUGCCAUGUGAAAUAUGGGGCUGAAUGUGAAGGAUCCUCUAGGUCCUGUCAAGGAAUGAGGAUUUUAUUUGAAGGCAAUUAGAAGUCAUGCAAAAAUAUCCUGUGAAGUGAUAUGAUCAGGCCUGAGUUAAUAGGAAGACUGGUUUUGGAAGCUUAAAGUCUGGAGUCAGAGACACCAGCGAAGAACAAGGUUGAUGCAGCAAUGUAAGUGAGAGAUAAUCAUUGCCUGGACCAAGGUUACAGGAAUGAACACGGAAGGAGAGAAUGGGUUCUGGAGGUGGUCAGGAGGGGUAGACAGUGGGACUGGCAUAUUGCUUAGCUGGAGAGAUGAGAGAAGAGACAGUAGUUAAAGCUGACUAGGGUCAUGGGACUUUUGAGGCUUCUGGAUACGAUGGAGUCUAGUAUCCUGCCUUCUGGAGGGGCUGACCCUGCAUUAUCUCAGCAUAUACAGACCUGAGGAAGAUAACCUACAAGCCUGACAAAAAUGUAUAGACAGCAUUACUUUUUACAACGUGUAAAUGUGUGGUCAUUUUCUGUGACUUUGUUUGUUUGCUUUUAUAGAGACAGGGUCUUGCUCUGUGGCUCAGGCUGCAGUGGAAUGGUGCAAUCAUAGUGCCCUGCAGCCUCAAACUCCUGGGCUUAAGCAAUCUUUCCCCCUCAGCUUCCUGAGUAGCUAGGACUACAGGUGUGUGCCACCACUCCCAGCUAUUUUUAUUUUUAUUUUUUAUAGAGACAGAGUCUCACGAAGUUGCCCAGGCUGGUCUCAAACUCCUGGGCUCAAGCUAUCCUGCCUCAGCCUCCUGAGUUGUUGGAAUUAUAGGCAUGAGCCACUGUACCUCACCAUUUUCUGUGAUUUUUAAUAGGAGGUGUCAAUGAACUAACUUUGAAUUUAAUAAACAUCUGUGAAAAUUCUCCUAAUACCUUUAGGGGAUUACUUUUGUUGAGCCCUAGAUAUGAGUUACUAGCUCAGAUCUGUUUGACUGUCUUGAUUUGUAAAGGCUAAUAGGAGAGUUUCUUAUUUUUUGACAUGGGAACAAAGCUCAGUAUCUUGUUUUUCUUGAGAACAAAUCCAAGAAACUUCUUUCUCAAGGCUGGUCUGUAUGAGGAUGACAUCUGGUCUUGGAUAUGCAGCCUGCAGAAUCGAGCAAUGCAGCUCCAUGUCCUCGUGCUGAGCGGUUUCUGUGGCUUUUUGACAGUUGUCAUGGACAAUCAUCAAACCACUUACCUUCCUUAGCAUACGAAAAAUUAAGCAAAUUUCCCAUAGUUGCCAUAUCAACACAAGGCCAGAUUCUGGAGGGCCUCAAGGGCAAUCAUACGCAGAAUUGAGAAAAUACAGAAAAACCUAAGAAUAAUUAUCAUUCCAGUCCCACCCAAAAUGUUACCAAUGAUAAACAUUGGUAACAUUUUGGUCUGUACUUUUCUAAUCUCUUUUUUCUGUGCAUUUAUGAUAUGUAAUAAAUACAUUUGUUUUUACACAAAAUCAGGAUUACAAUUUACAUAUUAUUUUGUUACCUCUCUGUAGCUGCGUUUUACCAUGGUUGUUUUAAAAGGAAUAGAAGAAAGGAAAACAGCCUGUGAAAAUCCUGAGUUGUAUUUGAAUGAGCAAGCUGUGUUUCCUCAUUUAUUUCACAUUUGAUGGUCCGUAACUGCCCAGUUACCUCAGGAUGCCUACAUAUGAUGAAAAUGAAAACAGAGUUGAAAGAAGUCUCCAUAAACACAGCACACAUUGUAACAACUAAGUUAACACUGGCUAACGUCAUAUUCUUGUUCCUUGAGGGAUUAGAGAACACUUUCAUCUCUUUGCCUUUGUCCCCAAAGUAAAAACUGUAAGCUUUUAUAAUUAAAUAAGAUUGAAUAACUGUAAGAGUAAAGAAUAUGUAGCAUUAUGAGAAACACUGGGAAAAAGAACACUUACUGUGUGACCUAAAUUGAUUAAAGGGUCAUUCAGUUCAACUAUCUUGAAUCUAAUUAGUAUUUUUGUGUCAUUUAUUAUUAUAGGGCACAUGUAUUUUCUACAUUUGAUUUCACUUGACUGAAGCUAAAGGAGCAAUGUUUAUUGCUAUGUCCGUUAUUCUCUUUUUGCUGUCAUUUCCUGCUUCGUCUCUGUCUUCUCCACUAGGCCUUCUUCAUCCACCCUCUCCCCAUCCCUUUCAGCUCUGAAGGAUCUAUAAAUGAAAAUGGGUACAAGCUGAUUCACUAGGACUUAUAUUUACUAAAUAGUGUUUUAUUGUCUUUGCUCUAUGUAUUUUCAGAGAAACUAUGUCUUUAAAAACAAUUAACGAAGCCCUGUGGUUCUUUCAAUGAAGACCUUUGAAAACAUCUCUACUAGCCCAUACUCCCCCAAAUUUCUUGCACAUAGUAGAAGAUGACAUUAAAUAAACACAUUAUAAGGUACAAUGAGAUUUAUUCUAAAAAUAUUGUCUGGUUGUGAAAGUAAAUUAUUGUUCAUAAAGUGUUAUUAGAUUAAAAUUAUGGAGUAAGCAUUUGGCAAACUGAAUCUUCACUGGAAAGACCAUUCUUUUUAGGACACAUUUCUGUUCAUGCUUAAGGUCAGAAGUCAAUCGAAGGCAUCCAGAAAAAAAAAGGCAAAUAAAUGAAUUAGGGACACAAUUAUUUUCUGUCAUAAAUAAUAAGGAUCUUUAAAAGUUUAAUUAUGGGGAAUUAUUGAAUAGGCUAGUUUUAAGCCAUGCAAAUAAAAAUGUGAAUUUCAAAAAUCUUAGUGAAAUGCAAAUUUAUUUUUACUUAGUGACAAUAAAAAAAUCACAAAUACUUCUUGAGCGCUUGCUGUAGGCCAAGUGCUGUGCUCAGUACUUAAUAUGGAUAAACUCACUUGAUUGAGUAUCAAAAUCCAAAGAGGUAGGCACUCCAGGUUACCCUUGACUCUACUGAUGGCAGAAACCUCUCUUGUUAUCUUUGACAAGAGACACCUAAAACAUGAUCUGUAAUAAAUAAUUUGUUGACAGAUUUUUCAUGUCAAAGGAACUAUAUAGCAUUGGUUUUUAGCUAUGAUUUGGAUUCAAGUUUUAAAGUAUGUAAUUUUUAUUAUAUCAGCCCACACUGAACAUUGGUUUUUCAGCAGAUAAUACAUCUUCCAAGUGCUCCAAGGUGAAGAGCCACAGAGAAGAAUACUGCAUCUUGAGUCAUACCCUGAAAUUACUGAAUGAAUUACCUGUGGCCACGUAAACACUCUGCUUCAAUAGGUAGAGUGUAUCAGACAAUCUAAUUAUUCAGAACUAAGUUUUUAGUUAGCCUUUGUUAUUUUCUGAAGUAGUUUGCAAUUCUCUAGGUAUCCACUGGGGAUUGGUUCCAAAACUCCCCUCUGAUAACAAAAUUCAUGGAUGCUCAAGCGCCUUACAUAAAGUAGUGUAGUAUUUGCAAAUAACCUAUGCACAUCCUCCAGUAUACUUUAUAUCUUCUCUAAACAUGAUACCUAAUAUGUAAAUGCUAUGUAAUUAGUUGUUAUACUGUACUGUUUAGUGAAAAAUGUCAAGAAAAAAAGUCUGUACAUGGUCAGUACAGACACAACUCUGUACUGAUUUUUUUUUUCUGAAUAUUUUCCAUCCAGGGUUGGUUGAAUCCACAGAUGUGUAACUUACAAAUAUGAAGGGCUGACUGUACAUAGUAGUUCAUUCAGAUUUAUCACAGUGAUCUAAAGUAAUUUUGCAGUUUACAAGCAUUUUUUUGGUUCUGAAAGAAAAACCGAAAAGAAUAUUGGUGAUGUGAUAUUUAUGUAAUGUCAUGGUGUCAUAAUGGUCAUGUUUUAAAAGUUGAGAAUGUUCUACAUUCAUACACUGUUGGUUUCUAGAUCCACAAGACUUCUGUAUACAGUUCAUGGUCCUCGGCAUUGCUUCUUGUAAUUUUUCCAUCCCAAAGGAGAACUGCUGUUCAGACUGUACUUGUGGAAUGCAGUGCUUCAUUAAAUUAAGUAUAUUAAAAUAUAA